Bombus pyrosoma is the source of this 6565-nucleotide messenger RNA. It is a transcript of the gene sp3, whose product is annotated as phosphatidylinositide phosphatase SAC2. NCBI's taxonomy places the organism in Eukaryota, Metazoa, Arthropoda, Insecta, Hymenoptera, Apidae. Gene Ontology annotation, molecular function: phosphatidylinositol-4-phosphate phosphatase activity. Gene Ontology annotation, cellular component: clathrin-coated endocytic vesicle; early endosome. The transcript is spliced from 13 exons. The coding region runs from base 123 to 3707 and encodes 1194 amino acids. Gene Ontology annotation, biological process: phosphatidylinositol dephosphorylation; regulation of endocytic recycling. The record is from RefSeq and is a predicted model, not a curated record.
GUUUCAUAUAGUCUCAUGUACGAGCAAUAUGGCGAAGGGUCCGUCAUAGGCGGACUUUUGUUCAGGGAGUUGGCAUUCCACAUGCUGCGUAUAAAUUGUUGUACAGUGAGAAAGUCGGAAGCAUGGAAUUGUUCCGUACCGACACGCAUUUCAUUUUUGUGAAAGAGAGGCACAGCCUAUGGUGUGACAAGUACACCGGAGAGUUUUCUGCUAAAUCGGAUUGGGAAUGGGCAUCUCCAAAAGAUUUGGAAUGUCUUGGAAUAUUUUAUGGAAUUGUAGGGAAAAUAGAACAACCAUGCGUAUUGGAACCUCGUUUAAUGUUGAUCAAAGAAGUUUCACCAGCUGGAGAGUUAUAUGGAGGUCAUAUUAUAUAUAAGGUCAAAUCAAUUGCAUUUUUGCAUCUUGGCAGUGAAAAUAAUGAUAUUGGACUUCUGCCAUGUAAGAAGCAUCAGAAUUUGCCAAAGAAAAAAAGUCAAGGUGGCCUAUUUGAUGUGCCACAGAAGGCAGCCUUUGCCAAAACAUGGGGAACUAUUAAAAGUGCUACAAACACAAUAAAAAAUACCACUCAACACGCGGCUGCACUUGCAACAUCUCAAGUAAAAUCCACAGUAAGUAAACGAAGCAUUGUUAAAGACAAGGAGAGAUUUGAGAAGAGAAUCCUGGAGGAGUUAAAUAAAAUUUUCACAGAAACCGACUCCUUUUAUUUCUGUCAAACUGGUGAUAUCACAAAUAGCUUGCAGAGACUUUGUGUCACAGACUCACAGUGGAAUGAGGAACAACAGAAUAAACCACUUUGGCAAAGAGUGGAUGAUAGAUUUUUUUGGAAUAAACACAUGUUACAGGAUAUAAUUAAUUUAAAAACAGACAAAGCAAACUCAUGGAUAUUACCAGUUAUUCAGGGAUAUGUGCAAAUAGAGAAGUGUAAAGUAGAAGUGGGCAUCGAUGAACAGCCACACCAUGAAACUUUCAAUUUAGCAAUAAUAUCGAGAAGAAGUAGAUUUCGUGCAGGAACGAGAUAUAAGCGACGUGGUGUGGACGAUGAAGGAAAAUGCGCAAACUAUGUAGAAACAGAGCAAUUAGUUUGGUACCAUGAUCACCAAGUAUCCUUUGUCCAAGUACGAGGCAGUGUACCAGUAUACUGGUCUCAACCUGGCUAUAAAUAUAAGCCUCCACCACGAAUAGAUAGAGAUGAAGCAGAAACGCAGAUUGCGUUCGAGAAACACUUUACCGAAGAACUAGGGUUGUACGGCCCAAUUUGUAUCAUGAAUCUUGUAGAACAGACUGGCAAGGAGAAGGUAAUUUGGGAAGCCUAUAGUAACCAUGUACUAAAUUAUAAUCAUCCAGAUAUAACAUAUACAACUUUCGAUUUUCAUGAAUAUUGUCGGGGGAUGCAUUUUGAAAAUGUGUCUAUCCUGGUCAGUGCAUUGGCUACGGUAUUGUCAGACAUAGGGUACUGUUGGCGCGACAAGCAAGGCACAAUAUGCAUGCAGAAAGGAGUGUUUCGGGUGAAUUGCAUAGAUUGUUUAGAUAGAACGAAUGUGGUGCAAACCGCUUUAGGUAAAGCUGUGAUGGAAAUGCAGUUUUCAAAGCUAGGACUAAUACCGCCGGACGGAACGUUACCGACAAAUAUCCGACAAACGUUUCAGUUGCUUUGGGCGAAUAAUGGCGACAUUAUCAGUAAACAAUAUGCCGGUACAAACGCCCUCAAGGGAGAUUACACAAGAACAGGGGAAAGAAAGUUUACCGGUUUAAUGAAAGAUGGCAUGAAUUCUGCGAACAGAUAUUUUCAGCAACACUUUAUGGAUGACAUGCGUCAAGCGGCGAUAGAUACCUUGCUAGGGAACCCUAUCGAUGUUAAUCAACUGAACACCGAUUGGUCGCACUAUUUAGACAUCCUUGACAAUUGCUGCCUUGAGCUAAUACCCGUGAAACCACCAAAUAUAGAGCUUCAACUUGCUACUUAUCCUGACAUUCUCUAUGCCAGUGCUAUGUAUGAUUUGGCAAGAUACUAUUUAAAUCGCUUCAAGGAUGUCUAUAGGCAAGCCACGAUCGAUAUGAUGUUAGGAAACUCGGUGAACGAAGAAGUAUUUCAAGAGCGUACAGAAGAAGAAGAUAAUGCUGCUACAGCGAUUCAUGUAAAAUUGCUGAUAGAGGAUUGCAAGAAGCUACUUAUACCCGAUCCAGAAGUUAUUUUAGGCAGUUGGGGUCUCAUAGACGCUGACCCUGUAACUGGUGACUUAACAGAGACAGAAAUGGACACUAUUCUAAUAUUAACACGGGAUAGUUAUUAUGUAGCUGAUUAUGACGAUCAAAUCGACAAAGUCACAAAUUACCAAAGAGUUCCACUCGAAGACAUUAUACUGAUCGAGUUUGGCCAGCCAGAGAGCACUGUCUCUCUUUUUAAAAAUAAGCAUUUCCACUGCAUUAGAAUAAAUUACAAAAUGGCCAACGAGUACGGUUACUUUCACAUGUUCCGCAGUACAAAUUUACGAUUUUUUAAUAACAUGGCUGUUGUUAUAAAGACAGAGGAAGAAAGUAUAGAGUCUUUAAGAUCAAUUUGCGAGGCUAUCUCUGUGGCGAUGGAGAUAGCCGGUUUACCAAAGAUUCCUAUAGCAAUGAACGUCACGUUAGAUAGACGAAAGAGUAAAAUAGUGAAUAGCAGGGGAACCACGGGUCUACUGGACAUUUCGUCAUUCCCAGAAUUGACUAGAAAUGUUUCAGAGACACAGUUACUAGCUCUUAAAAGUGCAGGAACGAAAGCUUUAAGCAACAUGACGGAGCAAUUUAGCAAACUAAAUAAGUUAAGUCAUAGCUUUAGCGCUAGGAAACCAAUUGACAUAGCAAGAAGCAUAGGUAGAAGGUCUGAGGCACCUCUGAAGCCGACAUUCACUGUUGGGAGUAGAGACAUCUCAGGCAAUGUGCAAGGGAAACGUAGCACUGGCAGUAGCAGUAGUGACGACGAGGACAUUGACGUUCCUCCUGUUCCUUUAGAAAAGCCAGAAAAUUUCAGUCACAAUAAGAAUCUAAUGGAGGCGUAUACUCCAUCUAUUGGUAUCAUAAUGGGUGUUAAAAACACGGACGUAGUGGAACCUCGUGAGAAUAAUGAAGACCAAGAUUUUUCGAUACGACCUAAUAAAUUCUCUGAACAGAGUUCCGAUAAGGAAGCCUUACGCGUGCCAGGAUCUGGUUCUGGUACCAGUACUGUUAGUGCUUCUCCUCAAAAGACACCUGAAAUAACUAUACAAAAUGUAGCUGAGGACAAAGAAAGGAUGCUGCCACCAUUAACAUUGAAUCUGUCCAAAAACAUUAGUCAUUCGACUGGAGAGGUUGAUAGUAAGCUGACACUCAGUAAUAUAAAUGGAAGCAAAUUGCAGACUGAGAAUAGAUUGCAGGAUAAGAAAAGGUCCACGUCUGAGCAAGAUUUAAGUCUAAAUAUUACAUCUUCUCAGAGUGAGUCUGCUUUGAAGUCAAUGAAGACUAACAUAAUAAACGCAGCAAGUCCUGCGGCAUCUACUUCCAAAGAUAUCUUGUCACCUUUCUCAAAAUUCGCUAAAGGUGUGCAGACUUUAGGGGCAAAUUUGGAUCCUAGGAAGCUAAAGACAGGGCAGGUAGGAUUACAGAGAAAUCUCUCAGAUCAUCACGUAGAACAGCAACGAAAAUUGCAAGAGAGAUGGGGUUCAUGUCAAUCCAAGCUAAUAGCUUUAUAACUUUUCGAACAUAAUUCGAAGUCUGAAUGUCUAGUAGCGAGUAAAUAAUUAAAACCCACAUAAUUUAGAGACACUUUUGCAUAAAGGAUUUUUAAAUAAUCAUUUUGUUAUUUUUUAGCAUCUUUUAAUUCAGAGAAUCGGUUCGAACAUCUCGGUGCGCGUGUCUGAAUAGUUUCCAUUAUUUCUUAAACCUCAAUUAUUGCCAUCCUGCUAAUAAAAGCUUUGUGCAAAAGAAACAUAAGACGAUUAAUCGAUAAGAUACUCUCUAUAUAUUCUUACGCGUGGAGAAACUCACAAAUUACUUUCCAGAGUACAAUGUGGUCAAUAUUUAAUCUGCAUCAAAUCUACUUGUGCGUAUCUACUUACAAACAAAUUUUCUAUUACUCUACAUCGAUGAAAGCCUACACGAACUGAUUGUUACCUAUUUUCAAUAUGCUUCCGGCGUAUUUAUACGAAAUUUUCAUCGCGACAGCCUUUUUAUGAAUUUUACCAAACGACUCCUAGUAUUGCAUUUAGACAUUAGAGAUUAUGAAUUUAUCAAAAAAAAAAAAAAAAAAAAAAAAAAAAAAAAAAAAAAAAAAAAAAAAAAAAAAAAAAAAAAAAAAAAAAAAAAAAAGGGAAAAGGAAAGAAAAAAAAGGAAGAAGAAGGAAAAGACACGUACGUGCUUAUACAAUGAAACUUAAUCCCAGCAUUCUUUGAAGCCUUAACGCCUGCUGCAUAAACAAAUUUUUUAAUGGUUUUAUUUAUUUAUGAUAUAUGUCGUAGACUUUCCCUUUUCUAAAUUUCUGUAGCUAUGUGUGCAAAUGACGUUUGUGUGACGACUUGUAGACAUUCGUAAACCGAAAAUCUGUUUAUGCAGUAAGUUAAAUGAAGAAGCUUUGUAGUCAAUUAUGUACAUAUAUACGAAGAAUUACUUAAAAUUAGCAGUUUAAUGAAACAACGUUGCGAUUGCUGAUUAAAAUGUAACAGCAAGAUGAAUUUGGCAAAGAUGUUUUUUCCGAAGAUAUAUAUGAUGUGCAAAAACCUAGUAAUUAUUAAUUGUUAUAAAGUCUAGACGUAGAUAUUCAACGAUAACAGUGGGUAAAUUCUUAGAAUUCCAAAUAUGAUUAAGUUCGAGAAUUAUUUUGGAAAGGAAAAAGUGCUUUGUUGGUGAUCCAUUUCUUUUCUGUAUAUAAUUUCAUAACAAUUGAAACAUACAAGUCGUUUCAGAAAAAAGGAACGAUCAUAGUAUCCAUAUACAUGCACAUUUGCAGUAUUAUGUAUAUUACAUUUAAUAAAUAAUAGGAAGGAGAGUUGCAUAUAUACGGAUAUGUAGACGAUAAAGAAAAAGCAGGUACACGUUGUUAUUUAAUACUAAUCUAUGUACGACAAUUUAUAUAUAUAUAUAUAUAUAUAUAUUUGUAACUCGUGUUAUUUGGUCUAUAUAUAUAUAUAUAGACCAUAUAUAUAUAUAUAUAUAGAUAUAGUUGGUAUAUACAGUUAUUUGGUAUAUAUAUAUAUAUAGACCAAAUAACACGAGUUACAAAUUUAGGUGGCUAUUUCCUUGUGUGUACAUACGAGUAAUUCAAUUUAGUGUAAUAAUAUCCUGUAAACAUGUAUUCAUAGUUGCACUGACACGUUAGUAGAAGUAUUAUAAGGUAAGAGUUUUUUUAGUGAAUGUUUUUUCCCAAUUGCAAACGGAUAGUCUGUGAUAUAUAAUCUAGCAGAAUGAACACAGCCUAAAAUGAUUAGAAGAAAGAAAGAAAAAAGGGAAAGAAAAGAAAAACAGAAAGAAAAGCAUGAAAAUAUAAGGAUGUGUCGAUUCUGUAGAUUCUUUAGAGAUGCUUUAAAACGAAUAUAAAAGACAAAACUGUUUUCACUCGUUCUAACAAAAUUCAACACGCGAAUCUUAUUCUGAUUUAUUAAUUCUAGGUAUAUAUACAUAGACCAGCUUAUUUUCAAUAUAAUUUUAACGAUCCAGGUGAUAAUUAUUUAUCGAUACAGUAUUAGAAAGAAAAGAAUUAUUGAAGGAAAUGGAAAAUUUAUAUAUUUUUUCGUUCCCUUUUUCGUAUUAAUACGUAUAUACCUAUGGUCCAAUUGAAAUUAGACAUUCAAAUAUUGUAAUAUAAUAUAUUAUUAUCUGUAUUUUUAUGACAGGACAAACAAUCAUGACAAAACAACGCACGAAGAUAUUUAUAUAGCCUGUAGAGGCUUAAAUUGCCUUAUGUAUAUGUACAUACAUAUAAGCGUAUACAGAAUAUUUUGUUUAACUAAAAAGGGUAGAAUGUCUCGCGAAGGAUUAAAGUUAUCAAAAAACUGUUUUAGCAAAAGUGGGUAUUCUAUGGUGCAAAUUACAUUUUUUCAAGUGGAGUAGUGCGGGAGGUUUUAAGGACAACUUCAUUUUUUUAAACGGAACCGUGUAUUUCGUAAUACAUUAAUCGAUUCAUCUCGGAAUUUCCUAUAAGAAAAGUAUUAGCUUACUUACAUUGAAAAACUAUUAAUUUAUAAGAUGUUUAUGGAAUGUUGACUUUAAUUUGUAAAAAUUAACGUAUGAGAGACAAGGAGAAACGAAAUACCUUUUUAUAAGGAAUGUCGAGAUUAAUGUAUUAUUAAAAAAUAUGUAGUUCCAUUUAAAACAGUGAAGUUGACUUUAAAAUCUUCCGCUUCAAUGUGUAAAAGAUAAUUUGCACCAUAUGCUGUCCCCCUUCGAACCAAGUAACUUUUGCUGAAACAUGUUUUUGAUAACUUUAACCCCUCGUGAGAUAUUCUACCAUUUUCGGUUAAACGAAACAGCCUGUAUGUGUGUGCGUGUAUGUGAUACAGCAAACACCAUAGCAAUUGUAGGAAAAAUGUUAUAAUAAAAUAUAAAUAACUCGAA